This is a messenger RNA of Staurois parvus, 864 nucleotides long. The record is from the annotation of a GenBank genome assembly. Lineage: Eukaryota; Metazoa; Chordata; Amphibia; Anura; Ranidae.
GACGUCAGGCACCGGGCCCCCAGGCGGAGUGGCGGGCACCGGGUCAUCAGGCACGACAACGGGCAUCGGGUCACCAGGCAUCAGGUCAUUUGGCUCGCCAGCGGGCACCGCGUCAUCUGGCAAGGCAGUGGGCACCGAGUCACCAGGCACGACAGUGGGUUCCGAGUCAACUGGCAUGACCACGGGCACUGGGUCAGACAUUGGAUCGUCUGGCUCGACAGCGGGCAUCGGGUCACCAGGCAUCAGGUCAUUUGGCUCGACAGCGGGCACCGCGUCAUUUGGCCAUUCAGUGGGCACCGAGUCACCAGGCACGACAGUGGGCUCUGAGUCAAUUGGCACGACAGCGGGCACCGGGUCAUCAGGUACCGGAUCGUCUAGAUCGACAGCGGGCACCGGGUCAUCUGGCCGGGCAUCGGGUCACCAGGCAUGACAGCGGGCACUGGGUCAUCAGGUACCGGAUCGUAUGGAUCGACAGCGGGGCAUCGAGUCAACUGGCCUAAUGGAAUCAUCAGGCUGGAUCAGUUCAUCAGGCUGGGUAGAAACAUCAGGCUGGGUAGAGACAUCAGGCUGGGUAGAGACAUCAGGCUGGGUAGAGACAUCAGGCUGAAUGGAGGCAUCAGGCUGGGUAGAGGCAUCAGGCUGGGUAGAGGCAUCAGGCUGGGUAGAGGCAUCAGGCUGGGUAGAGGCAUCAAGCUGGGUAGAGGCAUCAAGCUGGGUAGAGGCAUCAAGCUGGGUAGAGGCAUCAGGCUGGGUAGAGGCAUCAGGUUGGGUAGAGGCAUCAGGCUGGGUAGAGGCAUCAGGCUUAAUUGUGGGCGCCGAGGCACCAGGCUGCACCACGAAAGGCAGGUUCUCAGAUGGGAGGCU